This is a messenger RNA of Paramuricea clavata, 1150 nucleotides long. Lineage: Eukaryota; Metazoa; Cnidaria; Anthozoa; Malacalcyonacea; Plexauridae. The record is from the annotation of a GenBank genome assembly.
GAAUGCCCCAAUCAGGGAAAAGAGAGUUAAAAGUAAACCAAAUGUUCCUUGGCUCACUAGUACAAUUAAAAAACAAAUCCACGAACGCGAUCGCCUUAAAUCUCUUGCUAUUAAACAUAAAUCCGAAAAUUACUGGAACGCAUACAAAACCUCUAGAAAUCGCGUAACUGAUGCAUUGCGAGAAACAAAAGUAGCAUAUUAUAAAGGAGAAUUUAAGAAAGUCAAACAUGAUCCCAAACAAGCAUGGAAAACUGUGAAUAAAAUCCUAAACCGUAAACAUGAAAGUAGAGAAAUAAAUUGUCUUGAAACACAGAGAGGACAAAUUUCACAUCCAACGGAGUUAGCGAAGUGUUUUAAUAAUUAUUUCACCAAUAUUGGUCCAGAUAUUGCCAAAAAUAUCGACAAUGGUGACAGAAAUUUCAAGGAUUACAUCACGACAACAACUAGUAGCUUUAAUUUUCAAACAGUGUCUGAGUCGAACGUAUACAGACUUCUGUUAUCUCUAAAUCCUCGUAAAUCUACUGGAAUUGACAAAAUCCCGGCUAAAAUUAUUCGCAUUGCUGCUCCUGUAAUUACAAACUCAUUGACAAAAAUUUUCAAUAUGGCCAUUAUAAGUUCAACUGUUCCUUUUGAGUGGAAAAUAGCAAGAGUCACUCCCAUAUUUAAAAACGGCCCACGAAACUUAUUAAACAACUAUCGCCCCAUUUCUAUCCUCCCUGCAGUAAGUAAACUUUUUGAAAAAGUAUUAUACGAACAACUCCAUGAGUAUCUUGUUACACAGGAGUUGUUGUCCCCUCGUCAAUUUGGUUUCAGGAAGUUUCAUUCUACAGCCUCUGCUCUUUUAGAUAGUCCAAAUGUGCUGCGUUAAUGGCGCUCUGUCGGGCACGAAGUUGGUUACAUGUGGAAUCCCUCAAGGUUCAAUUCUUGGCCCACUCUUAUUCUUGAUCUACAUUAAUGAUCUGCCUAACAGUUUGGAGUACUCGUCGACAAGAAUGUUUGCCGACGAUACGACUCUAACUGUAUCUGGCAAGUCAAUCCAAGAUGUAGAGGUGGCCAUAAAUCAUGACCUUACCAACGUUAAACAAUGGCUUACUGCAAAUAGAUUAUCUCUUAAUCUAGUCAAAACUGAGUAUCUACUAAUAGGAUCUCG